Messenger RNA from Rhinolophus ferrumequinum (greater horseshoe bat), 3999 nucleotides. RefSeq names its product erythrocyte membrane protein band 4.1 like 4A (gene EPB41L4A). The transcript has 23 exons. Lineage: Eukaryota; Metazoa; Chordata; Mammalia; Chiroptera; Rhinolophidae. The record is from RefSeq and is a predicted model, not a curated record. Gene Ontology annotation, molecular function: cytoskeletal protein binding. Bases 205 to 2265 code for a protein of 686 amino acids. Gene Ontology annotation, cellular component: cytoskeleton.
CGGCGCUUCCUCGGCGGCUCCGGGGCGCUGACACUCCGGGCUUCUCCGCUGUCCUUGCCUCCUGUUCGCCGACCCCUCCGGGAGCUCUUCCUGUCGCCUUCGCCACAGCGUGGACAAUAAAUUAAUGCCUCGCGCUUGAAGCGGCGGCGGCUCAGCGCCGGGAUCGCAGCUUUCUAGCCUUGGCUGGAGCCGGCCACAGCCGACAUGGGCUGUUUCUGCGCUGUUCCGGAAGAAUUUUACUGCGAAGUUUUGCUCCUGGAUGAAUCCAAGUUAACCCUCACCACCCAGCAGCAGGGCAUUAAGAAGUCAACGAAAGGCUCCGUUGUCCUUGACCACGUAUUCCGUCACAUAAACCUUGUGGAGAUAGAUUAUUUUGGUCUGCGUUACUGUGACAGAAGCCAUCAGACAUAUUGGCUGGAUCCUGCAAAAACCCUUGCUGAACACAAAGAACUGAUCAACACUGGACCUCCAUAUACUUUGUAUUUUGGUAUUAAAUUCUAUGCUGAUGAUCCCUGUAAGCUUAAAGAAGAGAUAACCAGAUACCAGUUUUUCUUGCAGGUGAAGCAAGAUGUCCUUCAGGGCCGGCUGCCCUGCCCUGCCAACACUGCUGCUCAGCUGGGAGCAUAUGCCAUCCAGUCUGAACUUGGAGAUUAUGACCCAUAUAAGCACACAACAGGAUAUGUGUCCGAGUAUCGGUUUGUUCCUGAUCAGAAAGAAGAACUCGAAGAAGCCAUAGAAAGAAUUCAUAAAACUCUAAUGGGUCAGGCUCCUUCUGAAGCAGAGCUGAAUUACUUGAGGACUGCCAAAUCUCUGGAGAUGUAUGGCGUUGACCUCCAUCCCGUCUAUGGAGAAAACAAAUCUGAGUAUUUCUUAGGAUUAACUCCAGUUGGUGUUGUUGUCUACAAGAAUAAAAAACAAGUGGGGAAGUAUUUCUGGCCUCGGAUUACAAAGGUUCACUUCAAGGAGACACAAUUUGAACUCAGAGUACUGGGGAAAGAUUGCAAUGAAACCUCAUUCUUUUUUGAAGCUCGAAGUAAAACUGCUUGCAAGCAUCUUUGGAAGUGUAGCGUAGAACAUCAUACAUUUUUUAGACUGCCAGAAAAUGAAUCAAAUUCAUUGUCAAGAAAACUCAGCAAGUUUGGAUCCAUGAGUUACAAGCACCGGUAUAGUGGCAGGACAGCAUUGCAAAUGAGUCGAGAUCUUUCUAUUCAACUUCCCCGGCCAGAUCAGAAUGUGGCAAGAAGUCGAAGCAAGACUUAUCCUAAGAGAAUGGCACAAACACAGUCUGCUGGAUCAAACAGCCUAAAUCGGGUAACUGCAAACAUGGAAAAUGGAGAAAACGAAGGAACAACUAAAAUUAUUGCACCUUCACCAGUAAAAAGCUUUAAGAAAUCAAAGAAUGAAAACAGCCCUGAUACCCAAAGAAGCAAAUCUCAUGCACCGUGGGAAGAAAAUGGCCCCCAGAGUGGACUCUACAAUUCUCCCAAUGACCGUACAAAAUCCCCCAAGUUUCCCUACAUGCGCCGCCGAAACCCCUCCUGUGGGAGCGACAAUGACUCUGUACAGCCAACCAGGAGAAGGAAAGUCCAUAACAGUGGUGAAGACUCGGACCUAAAGCAAAGGAGGAGGUCGCGCUCACGCUGUAACACAAGCAGUGGUAGUGAAUCAGAAAAUUCUAAUAGAGAACACCGGAAAAAGAGAAACAGAAUACGGCAGGAGAACGAUAUGGUUGAUUCAGCGCCUCAGUGGGAAGCUGUAUUAAGGAGACAAAAGGAAAAAAACCAGGCGGACCCUAACAACAGGCGAUCUAGACACAGAUCUCGCUCGAGAAGCCCUGAUAUCCAAGCAAAAGAAGAGUUAUGGAAACAUAUUCAGAAGGAACUUGUGGAUCCGUCUGGCUUGUCAGAAGAACAGUUAAAAGAGAUUCCAUACACUAAAGUGGAGACUCAAGGUGACCCAAUCCGCAUCAGGCAUUCUCAUUCGCCGCGAAGUUACCGCCAGUAUCGCCGGUCCCAGUGUUCAGAUGGAGAGCGAUCUGUUCUCUCAGAAGUGAAUUCAAAAACGGAUCUCGUACCUCCCCUGCCCGUGACCCGUUCUUCAGAUGCGCAGGGCUCUGGCGGCUCCACCGUUCAUCAGAGAAGAAAUGGGUCUAAAGAUAGCCUGAUUGAAGAAAAAUCUCAGACAUCUACAAGCAAUCUGGCUGGAAAACAUACAGCAAAAACAAUAAAAACCAUCCAAGCUUCACGCCUCAAAAUAGAGACUUGAUCCCAGUGAAGGGCUUGGGACGGGGGUGGGAAGGGUGUUGUGUGCCACCUACUUUGAAACUGUGAAUUAUUAAAGUAUCUUGGACCUUCAAGUGUUUCUUCAGAAGAAAAAUAAUCAAGUCUGUUGCUUCUUUUAAAGGUUUAACUACAGCAUAUUUGUGCUGAAGGGACUUUUUAUUUGGUAACUGGAAGGAUAGUUGUCUUGUAAAAAUUCAUUCACUUGAUGCCAUUAUUUUUCUUCCUGGAACCUGCGGAUCUGGUAUUCUACAACCAAAACUAGAUGCUUCUGAUCGGUUCUGGAAUCCUGGAUUGCAGCUGGCUAGCUGUGCAAUAUACCAAGUGGGAUGCAAAGGUUCUUCCCAACUCUAGGUGGAUCUUGGCCUGUGCACAGACGCGUGAGGGCUGAGGUCACAUCCCUUUCAGACUGCAGAUAUUAAUAUAAAUUUCUUUGUAAUACUGUAUUUUGUGGCAUUAAGUUCCACUGGUUAUUUACAAAUGUAAAAAGCUUUUCGUUUGAAAGUGUUGCUUUUCAUUUCUCGUGUCCUUGUCUUUUGUUGUCAGAAAAAAGGUUAUGUGUGGAUUUCAGUUGACCUCACCUUAUCAACCUCAAAUGGUCCCUCCAGCCUGCCUGGCUCUCUCCCCGCCAAGGACUAUUUCAGACGUUUCCUCUGUGACUUACAAGCACAAAUCCUUCCCCAGCUACCAUGACUCCCCUAUUCCAAGUGUCUUGAAAAGAUUACCUGUAGCCAGUGUCCUCAGUUCAUCUCUAAUCUGGAUCUCCUCCUCCAGGGCUCCAGGAAAGCAGACCUCACGACAAUCACCCUCACGUCACCAAAUCACAAGGCCCAAGGCUAACUUUUAGGCUCCCUCGCACCAUUUCGUGCUUCUUUAAUGUGCUUCCCAUUUAAUUCCUAUCAUUCUCAUCCUCCUUCGCAGUUUAUCGCAGCCUACCUCACCAGGUACUAGUUUCUCAAACCUCAGACUUUGGUCCUCUUCCUCUGCCGCAGGUUCUUGGAUGCCCGCGUACUUAGCUUGGACUACAGACUAGUGUUCUGCCAAGAGACCAAGUAGUUUAAAAUGCUGCUCCCCAGCUGGAUUUAGGGACAUUACGCUUAUGUGCAGGUCUACACACCUAACAUCAUUACGGACCCCUCUCCUAUUAACAAGUCCUGUCAGCUUUGCCCUCUAUGGCUUAAUCAUCCCUUUACUAAUUUUACAUUGAUCCAAGAUAGUCAUCUCUUGCCUAGACAACUAUAGUUGCCUCCAACUGGCCCACUUGUACUCAUUUUCUUGCAGAUGUGAUCCGAUUUCUCCUUGUUUUAAAUAUAGCUUUACAUGGUCUGACAUCUUACCUGUGCAGCCUCAAUUUUUCAGACUCCCAGCUUCCUUACUGGCCUCCUACCAUGCCUCAUUAAGCAAACUCUUGGACUAAAUCAGGGCAUUAGAGUGAAAGCAGCUACAGCUGUCACAAAUCUGGACUUAGGGUCAUAUCAUUUCUAGCUCAAGGCCUCUGCACAUGCCACUUGCCCAACGUCGGCUUGUAGAAAUGACACCCUUGGUCUCAACUCUGCUUUCUCAGGUUUCUGACUUGCUCAGACUCUAUCUUGCAUAGGAUUUGCUUCACAAAAUUUUACAUUUGUGAUGACAUUUCCUCCAUUCACAUGGAAGAUUCCAAAGGGAGGAACUAUUUUGCUCACCACUGUGUCCCCAGCUCCUAGUACAGUGCUUUCAAUAA